Messenger RNA from Pelobates fuscus (common spadefoot toad), 2829 nucleotides. It is a transcript of the gene TSPAN5, whose product is annotated as tetraspanin 5. The transcript has 9 exons. Gene Ontology annotation, cellular component: plasma membrane. The record is from RefSeq and is a predicted model, not a curated record. Lineage: Eukaryota; Metazoa; Chordata; Amphibia; Anura; Pelobatidae. The coding region runs from base 1016 to 1939 and encodes 307 amino acids.
UGGACUGAGUCACCCAGUCUGGUGCCGUCCUAAUCAGCCGGCAGGAAGGAGGGGCAAACAAAACACAUCAUGACAGAUUACAUACAAACACCGUGCGUCUGACAUUUUAACUGCAAACACAGAGACACGCUGACACAGGGCUCCCUGCACACAGGCUGCAAUGUCACUGUAAUUACGAGUACUGACAGUAUACACACACUGACACACACAGUGCAAUGUACGGUAAAUUAAAUGCACAUUGUGAAUGGCUGGUUAGGCUUCACACACCAAGCAAUGCUCGGGGCUGUGUAUUGCUGUCGGUGUAAUCUGUAUUGAGAGCUAAAUAUAGCUUGGCAGAGGAUCCUGUAUACAUAUAUUAUAUACACACACAAUGCUGGGGAGCAGCUAUAGGACAUCAUAGGAUAAAGCUCCCCCGCUGUCAGAGCUGCCUGCACUUACAUACACAUACAGUGUACACGGUGCUGCACUAACUGAGCCAGUAUACUGGAGGCACACUGACUGCUUAGCAGGAGGAGCUGAUACAGCACAGGAGCACAUACAGAAAUACAACACACACAGCAGCACACACUAGGAUACAACACACACAGCACGGUAACACUCACAGGGAUACAACACACACAGCACAGGAGCACACACUAGGAUACAACACACACAGCACGGUAACACUCACAAGGAUACAACACACACAGCACGGUAACACACACAAGGAUACAACACACACAGCACAGGAGCACACACAGGGAUACAACACACAAAGCACAAGAGCACAUACAGGAAUACAACACACACAGCACGGUAACACACACAAGGAUACAACACACACAGCACAGGAACACACACAGGGAUACAACACACACAGCACAGGAGCACACACAGACACACACACAGCGCUGUGCUCGGAUUGUGCCCGCGCUGUGCCCUGCCUGUAGGCCUGUUUGUGCUGGCUCCUUCACGGGCUCUGAGUCCUAACCUGCCCCGCAUACAGCCCGGGGAGCUGCCUUCAUGCACCCGCACCAUGUCCGGGAAGCAUUACAAGGGUCCUGAAGUCAGCUGCUGCAUCAAGUACUUCAUCUUUGGCUUCAAUGUCAUCUUCUGGUUUUUGGGGAUUGCUUUCCUCGGAGUUGGACUGUGGGCAUGGAGUGAAAAGGGAGUGCUUUCCAACAUCUCCUCCAUUACCGAUCUUGGUGGAUUUGACCCUGUGUGGUUGUUCCUUGUUGUCGGAGGGGUCAUGUUCAUCCUUGGAUUUGCAGGAUGUAUUGGAGCUCUUAGAGAAAACACCUUUCUUCUAAAAUUUCAUUCUUCUUUGCAGUUUUCUGUGUUUCUGGGGAUUAUUUUCUUCCUGGAGCUUACAGCUGGUGUUCUAGCUUUUGUCUUCAAAGACUGGAUUAAAGACCAACUGAACUUGUUCAUUAACAGCAACAUCAGAGCUUACAGAGAUGAUAUUGAUCUGCAAAACCUUAUAGAUUUUACUCAGGAAUAUUGGCAAUGCUGUGGGGCAUUUGGACCUAAUGACUGGGAUCUAAACAUUUAUUUCAACUGCACGGAUGCCAAUGCUAGUCGAGAACGAUGCGGAGUGCCAUUUUCCUGUUGCACUAAAGAUCCCGCUGAGGAUGUUAUUAACACACAGUGUGGCUAUGAUGUUAGACAAAAGCCCGAACUAGAGCAACAAGCAACUAUUCACAUAAAAGGCUGUGUUCCCCAGUUUGAAAAGUGGCUACAAGAUAACCUGACCAUUGUGGCCGGUGUGUUCAUUGGGAUAGCGCUAUUACAGAUAUUUGGUAUAUGCCUAGCUCAGAAUUUGGUCAGUGACAUCGAAGCCGUGCGUGCCAGCUGUUCACAAAUUUGUCACGUUCAGUGCACAGAAAGAGGUGCAAAAAAGGGGCAGGGCCUGGCCUUGAGUGGAGCAGACGCAAGCCACAGCAGCUUCUGCAUAUCAUAGUGAAUUAAACUGAUAAUUUGCAAAUAAAUGGCAUUGACAUAUCUGAGCCACUACAUGAAAGAGGACAUCCUGGUGCCAACAGGGAUACCAUUUAUGCUGCCAUUCCUGAAGAAUCACUCAAUUAACCUUAGCAGCCUACAAGUAUGGUUGGCAUGGGGGAGACAGCCGCUCUCCUGCUACCACUGAUGGCUGACAACUUAUGUCUGGGCACUCAUCCUCCUCUCCCCGCCCCCUCACCCCCCUCGAUUGGCGGGGGUUCUGCUGGUCCCAGGAGAAUGUCUCUGUGAUCCGUGACAUCUGUACCAAUGGAGGUACUUUGCACCUAAAAUGGCGGGUGAGACUGCACUACUACUCACUGACCAAUGAAAACCUGGGUGAUCCUGCUGGGGUUUCAGUUCCUGGUGUAAUGUGCAGAUCAGAUAUUGCACCCAGUCCCUCCUCACUCGAGGUCGCUGCCCCUUGCGACCUACAAGGAACUCCUGCUUUUCAGCUAAAUCCUGUGAAAGAGCGAGAUCAAGCAUGGGGACACACUUCUGAUGUCUACUCACCCCUCUUCUUUUGUAACAGUGACGACUUGUAGCUGCAACUAGGAGUUUCUCUUGUUCGGUGGACUUCCUCAAGUUAUAUGCUGCAUGCAGUGGGGAUGGCCUUUGUUAAACUAAUUUCCUGCCAAGCUACAUGAUUUACUUUUUUCAUACUUUGAGCAGGUGAAUACUCUAAAUGUGCUUAUGUUUUGCUCUUUUCUUUUUCUUUUGUUCUAAAAGCCUCACACUGUAUUUCUCUUAUUUUAAUUUAAAAAAAAAAACAAGUGCUGUUUCCACAUAUACACAUUCAAUGAUGGAAAUGUUUCCUUAUGCUGAUUUCUCUAUGUGUGUACUAUUAUUCUUGAU